Molecule: messenger RNA, 324 nt
Organism: Penicillium expansum
Lineage: Eukaryota; Fungi; Ascomycota; Eurotiomycetes; Eurotiales; Aspergillaceae
Product: putative quinol monooxygenase
Exons: 3
Coding region: 1-324 (107 amino acids)
Source: RefSeq, a predicted model, not a curated record
AUGUCCGAAGUUAUCAACCAGGUUGCCAUUCUUACGGCUAAGCCGGAAGCGUUUGACGAACUCGUUGCCGAAUUAGCCAAUAUUACCCGCAAUGUCCAAGAGCAUGAGCCUGAGGCUAUUGUAUACUAUGCCUACUCUAUUCCUCAAGCCAAUGAAGUCGUCGUAGUUGAAAGAUACACAAACCAGGCCGCAUUGGACAAACAUCAUGCUGCGCCUUACCUUCAGGAACUCAUCAAGAAGGCCCCAGCCCUGUUGGCGAAACCUUCGGAGGUCAAGGCUGGUGCACACUUGCUUCAAGACUCUGCACAGGUAGUCCGCCUGUAA